AUGGAAGGAGACCGGCUGCAGCAGUUAUUCCUAACGGGACUUUGGGAAUGGUCUCCCUGGUUCCUGGAGGCCAGACCCCCAUCCCAUGGAGGAAGACAGAAUGCACGGAGCUCUGGAUAUCCCAUCCCAAGUAAGGAGGACACAGCUACGGCCCUCCAACGGCUCGUGGAGCUGACAGCCACCAGGGUGACCCCACUGAGAAAUCUGCGUGUUCAGUACCGCCUCAUCCGAGAGCUUGGCUCUGGCUCCUAUGGCCGCGUACUCCUUGCCCGGCCUCGCCAAGGAGGUCCUGCUGUGGCCCUGAAGCUCCUGCGUCGAGACAUCGUCCUGAGAACCACCUUUCUGAGAGAGUUCUGUGUGGGCCGCUGUGUCUCAUCACACCCAGGCUUACUCCAGACCCUAGCAGGACCCCUGCAGACCCCCCGACACUUUGCCUUUGCCCAGGAGUAUGCACCAUAUGGAGACCUCAGUGGGAUGCUGCAGGAACGGGGCCUCCCAGAGCUGCUGGUGAAGAGGGUGGUGGCCCAGCUAGCCGGAGCCCUGGACUUCCUCCAUGGCCGGGGGCUGGUCCAUGCGGAUGUCAAGCCAGACAACGUGCUGGUCUUUGACCCUGUCUGCAGCCGUGUGGCCCUAGGUGACCUAGGUCUGACCCGGCCCGAGGGCAGUCCAACCCCUGCCCCACCAGGGCCGCUGCCCUCCGCCCCACCCGAGCUCUGCCUCUUGCUGCCACCUGACACCCUGCCCCUGCGCCCAGCGGUGGACUCCUGGGGCCUGGGGGUGCUUCUCUUCUGCGCUGCCACUGCCUGUUUCCCCUGGGAUGUGGCACUGGCACCUGACCCCGAGUUCGAGGCCUUUGCUGGCUGGCUGACCACCAAGCCCCAGCCGCCUCAACCACCCCCCCCUUGGGACCAGUUUGCUCCCCCAGCUCUGGCAUUGCUCCAGGGGCUUCUAGACCUGGAUCCCGAGACUAGGAGCCCCCCGCUGGUUGUCCUGGACUUCUUGGGGGAUGACUGGGGGUUAGAGAGGAACAGAGAGGGGUCUGGGGGCUUGGGGGACAUGUCUGGUGAAGAUGGGGAGGAGGAGGAAGAGGGGGGAGCGAGCCUAGAAGAGGGGACAGAGGAGGAA
This is a messenger RNA of Lynx canadensis (Canada lynx), 1125 nucleotides long. It is a transcript of the gene SBK3, whose product is annotated as SH3 domain binding kinase family member 3. The record is from RefSeq and is a predicted model, not a curated record. Gene Ontology annotation, molecular function: protein serine/threonine kinase activity; ATP binding. The annotation marks the transcript as partial. The transcript has 5 exons. Gene Ontology annotation, biological process: protein phosphorylation. NCBI's taxonomy places the organism in Eukaryota, Metazoa, Chordata, Mammalia, Carnivora, Felidae.